Molecule: messenger RNA, 1053 nt
Organism: Vanderwaltozyma polyspora DSM 70294
Lineage: Eukaryota; Fungi; Ascomycota; Saccharomycetes; Saccharomycetales; Saccharomycetaceae
Product: HAD family hydrolase
Exons: 1
Coding region: 1-1053 (350 amino acids)
Cellular component (GO): plasma membrane
Molecular function (GO): phosphoprotein phosphatase activity
Source: RefSeq, a predicted model, not a curated record
AUGGGCCUCUUUGACAUCCUAUUCCUCUGCUGUGGUGCCCAAUCUUCCGCCAACUCUCACCAGAACAAUCGCAAUACCAAUACCAAUACCAAUCACUCCAACAACAAUCACCUUUCCAAUAACGGCAACUCGCUGGAUGUUGAACAGAAAUUAGAGAUCAACACUUCUAAACUAAUUACACACCCGGUAGUUCCACCCGUUGUCUCUGACACCUUCUCACCAACAGUCUCAUCCUCUUCCUCUUCCUCUUCCUCUUCCUCUUCCUCUUCCUCAAACUCAUGCCAACUCCAUGGUACUCUCCCAAUCAACCAAGUCUUGGCACCGGAACAGGAAACUAUUCUUACUCAAGAAACAAACACAACUACAAACACAAUCACAGAUUCCAAAAAUGAAGAACUGCAAGAUCACCAAAGUACAGCCGAUAGUGUCCAGGACAACUUCUCAACCAUUUCAUACUCUUCUCUACAAAAAAAUCAAUUCCACGCUCCUGGUUGCAACACCCUCCUACCACCAAUCCAACAAUCUCUACAGAAUAGAAAAUGUCUCGUGCUGGACUUGGACGAAACUCUAGUCCACUCAUCGUUUAAAUACGUCUCAACCGCAGAUUUCGUCUUGCCUGUAGACAUCGACGACCAAUUCCAAAACGUCUACGUCAUUAAAAGACCAGGUGUAGACGCUUUCCUACAAUACACAAGUAAACUCUUCGAAGUAGUCAUCUUCACUGCCUCGGUAGAAAAAUACGGUAACCCUUUACUAGAUAUCCUAGACUCUACAAACGAUUUGGUUCAUCACCGUUUGUUCAGAGACGCUUGCUAUAACUACAAUGGCAACUACAUCAAAAACUUAGCCCAGUUGGGUAGACCGUUAAGCGAUAUCAUCAUCUUGGAUAAUUCACCAACUUCAUAUCUAUUCCACCCAAACCAUGCUAUCCCAAUCUCUUCUUGGUUCUCAGAUGCUCACGAUAACGAAUUGUUAAGUAUUUUACCAUUGCUCACAGAUCUAGCAAAUUCAAAAGUUAUAGACGUUUCAAAAAUUUUAGAUGUCUCUAUAUAA